CCUGAAACUUGGGGAAUAAAGAAGAUUUAUUACCCGUCACAUAAGCUAAGUAGCAGUAUAUUUUACCCAUUAAUACCUUGGUUUUAUUUAGCAUAUGCUUGUUUGUUUGGUUGAUGGUUUGAUAUUUUGAUCAAUGGCCAUCAGCCGGUCCCAUCUUAUCUAAAUCCAGAACCACACGUCUCUCGGAUUCUGCAUUUCACUUCAGAUGACAAGUAAAUUCUCUCCUGUUCAGGUUUACAGCAUCCCUAGCAUGGAUGGUGAUUACAUCCAGCAGACAGUUACCAUCGACAACGAGGGGAAAAUAGUCAUCAUCCACAUCCACGAGGGAUCUUGCUCUUCGGAUACAAUUUUUGACUAUAAGCAUGGGUACAUCGCCAUGCGGAUCUUCUCCCGAAAGGCUUGCUUCGUGAUGAAGAUGGAAAAAGGCUACAUUCCAGAGAUUAAAGAAAUUGGGCGGUUGGCUUAUGAGAGACAGAUGAUGGGACGAAUGUUGUCAGGAAGAAACCUGUGGGUGAAAUACGAACCUGCAAAUUCUUUCUUCGGAGAAAUCAAAGAGUGGUUCAUUUUUGGAAAACCCAUCGAGCAUCUCUGCAGGCACAUACCUGUUUAUAAAGUAAAAAGAGCUGGAUAUGAAGUACAUACCAGUAGUUGCGUUAAGGCUGGCAUCUUAAAUAUUUUGGGUAUUUCCAUUUGUGGAAAUACCAACCGGAGUCCCUGA
This is a messenger RNA of Pantherophis guttatus, 718 nucleotides long. It is a transcript of the gene GKN2, whose product is annotated as gastrokine 2. The record is from RefSeq and is a predicted model, not a curated record. Lineage: Eukaryota; Metazoa; Chordata; Lepidosauria; Squamata; Colubridae.